Molecule: messenger RNA, 5417 nt
Organism: Helicoverpa zea (corn earworm)
Lineage: Eukaryota; Metazoa; Arthropoda; Insecta; Lepidoptera; Noctuidae
Product: solute carrier family 2, facilitated glucose transporter member 3-like
Exons: 14
Coding region: 549-2093 (514 amino acids)
Biological process (GO): monosaccharide transmembrane transport
Cellular component (GO): membrane
Molecular function (GO): hexose transmembrane transporter activity
Source: RefSeq, a predicted model, not a curated record
UGGAACGCGACUUGUGUGUGCACGUUUUGAAGUUUUAGUUGUGUAUUUUUUCAAAUAGAUUUAAAAAAUAAUCAAAACACCGGUAUGAGAGGAGCGGACACUCUGAUACCGGCUAGAUUUUUAACUCUAACUAGUCAUCUAUCUGCGGUAAUUACUUUACUAUGGGAGAGCCAGGAGAGCACUCGACACUGUUUGCCGAGCCACUUUCACGACGAUCAUUUCCAAAUAUAUCACCACCGGUUGGUAGCAGGCUUCGCGUCGGCUCUAGCGCUAAUCCUGCUCGAGUACUUCACCUUCCUCUCCGGACUAACAAUGUUCUCACCUUCCGUGUCUCUCAUAUCGACGGCCGGCCACGGCUCUGCCUCAAUUGCCUUAACGUACUUCGUCAUAGACGGUUGGCUUUGUGACUGGUACUGGCCAAUAUUCGUCCUCUGCAGUGUACUCCCGUCUAUCUUUGAUGUGACCACAGCCUUUCUUAAUAUGUGUUCUAUCAAGUGGUGAAGUGCCUUCUUAGUUUUAGUGUUUUAGGCUUAAGUUUUUGCUGCAAAAUGAAGCUGAAGGAUUUUAUUAAUUUGUUUAUAACCACCGAGCACCAGCAUCUAACCACAUCGCACGACUACAAGGGGGGAUGGUCCCUCUACUUGGUUCUAGCCGGGAUAGUAACGACUCUAGGCUCCUCGCUACCUGUUGGAUAUAAUAUAGGAGUUGUUAAUACGCCUGCUGAGGUAAUAAAAAAAUUUUGCAACGAGAGUUUCAUAAGCCGAUACGACGUAGUGCUCGACGAAAAAUGGCUGAACGUGCUGUGGUCGUCUGUCGUGUCCAUCUUCAUAGUCGGCGGCUGUACCGGGUCCAUUCUCGGAGCUGUACUCGCCAACAGCUUGGGAAGGAAAAUGGCGACAGUUUUAACGAGCGUACUGUCGGUCGCCGGCGGGCUGUUGUUUCUGCUGUGCCAAAAAGCUAACUCAGUAGAAAUGCUUAUUUUAGGAAGAUUACUAGUCGGUCUGUCUGGUGGCCUAACCACCAGCAUAGUGCCCAUGUACCUGACGGAGCUAGCCCCGCCCGCGCUGACCGGAGCCCUGGGAGUCGCGUGCCCCAUGGGCGUCAACGUCGGCGUGCUCGUCGGACAGGUCAUGGGCUUAGAUUUUAUAUUGGGUCGUGCCGAGGACUGGCCGUACCUUCUGUCCGUCUAUGCGUUGCUAGUCAUUAUUUGUUUACCUUUGUUAUUUAUACUGCCAGAGAGCCCUAAGUACUUAUUUGUAGUUAAGAAAAAUGAGGAGAGAGCUUUAAAAGAACUGAGUCGCCUCCGCGGCCGAUCCCCAAGUCUACUAUCAGACGACCUAGAACUGCUACGAGAAGAGGUCCGAUGUGGGGAGGCUGCCACUCUCAAUGGAGAACAAGAGUGGUCCAUGAUCCGAGUCCUCACAGACAAGAGGUUGAGGUUGCCUCUACUCCUGGCUUGCACCAUGCAGGCUGGACAGCAGACCAGCGGGAUCAAUGCCGUAUUCUACUACUCCCAAACGAUCUUCAAGCAGGCCGGCCUCACAGAGAAGAACUCGCAAUACGCCACAAUAGGCUGCGGGUUCAUCAACGUGUGUACCGCGGUGCUCAUGCUCAAGUUACUGCCGCGGUACGGAAGAAGGCCACUUCUGUUGGCGUCUAUAUUCAGCGCUUCAGUUAUUUUGGCGUCGCUGGCUGCUUGCAUGAGGUUUAUGGACGUGGUGUCGUGGAUGCCGUACGUGUGUAUGGUAGCGGUGCUGUCGUAUGUUCUAGUCUACGGGUUCGGCCUCGGCCCGAUACCCUACUUUAUUGCCUCGGAACUAUUCGAGGUGGGUCCCCGACCAGCCGGCAUGGCUUGGGGUUCCCUCGCCAACUGGGGGGGUAACUUCCUCGUGGGCAUGUCGUUCCCCAGCAUGAGGGAAUCCAUCGGUCCCUACUCCUUCCUGGUCUUCUCGGCCGUCACUGCUGUUCUGUUUGUCUUCCAGAAGCUAUACUUCCCAGAAACCCGCGGUAAGACGCCGACUCAAGUCACACAGCUGUGCAGUCGCGGCUUCCGAUCCAAACCUCUCAUCUCACCCGCCAUGUCUAGUGUAUGACGUCACCAUAACACGGAUGUAAUAUGUGACUGAUGUGUGUGUAAGUGGACUGUUUUGUAUGUUUUUGAAGAGGGGGUUAAAGAGUUUUUGGGUAUAGCCACACAUAAAGGUCGAUAAGUUUUUUAAACAACUAAUAGUAUAGAAAUUCGUUAUUAAAUCAUCACGUCUCCGCGUACUCUAUAAUAUCAGCCUCGUUGAUUGGUUGUUGUUAACUCAUUUGUUGGAACUUCAUGUUCAAAAUGAGCGGUGGCUUUGGUAACUUUGAAAAUUACUUUUACGAGUUUUUACGCAAAGCGACAUUUACAGGCACUUGUUAGUCUAUUUAUAUCAUAAUUAAUAUUUCCGUUGCGUUCAUCACAAAUGUUUGAGAUUACUCACAUUUUUUUUGUUGGGUAAUCAUCAAAUGGUUCCUAUAUAUGCCACCUCAUGAACAAAUUCUUUGUCUCCCCACUUCAAAACCUACUAAAAUAAAAUGAGCUCAAAUUGUAAAUGUAUGACAGAUGUAUUAGCUAGAACCUUUUCCAAAUUAAAUGCUUUUACGUAUAAAUAUGUAUAAUAUGGCAGCGUAUAUACAGAGUGUAUCUACAGAAACAUAUCCAUUUCUAUUUUUAUACUAGUCGAAAAUAAUUGAAUUGGUUUAACGUGGAAAAUUUCGUUGGAAUCUCUAGAAAAGACGUAUUUUAUUUUUAACUUUAAAUGCUUAUUGGUUAAUGAAAUCCAACUGAUAUUAUAAAUGUGACUAUUUCACGCAAAAGCCAAUACAUUGGCUUGAUAUUGGUAGUUCAUUUAUUUACUUCUCAGCAUAUUAUUUACAUUUUAAAAUAUUGAAUUAUAAAAAUCAAAAAACAUUUUAAAAUAUAAAAAUAACUUAUUAUUACUUUUAUCCAUGUGCGGGAGGUUGUAACCUCGGGAUAUAGAUAUAACCGCGGGUGAAAACUAGAAUGUAAAAAUCACAUUUAGCUCAAUCAACAAGACGAUUUUUUAAAAGUAUCUGAUUAUGAAUGAAUAAUUUUGUUUUUUUUGUGUUUUUCUAUUCACGUGGUGCAAGGAUAGUCAAAUACGCUAUUGAUAUAAGAGUGCUCGGUGCAUUUUGUAUUACUAAGUAUUUUUUUGUAUUGUUAUACGAUAAGUGCACUUUUUAAUAUUUGCGCUAGUGCUACAAGACAGGUGACUUCCAGAAGUUUUUUGGAUUUAUGGUUCAGAAUGCUGCAUUUACUUUAGGCAGAUUAGGCUCAAUAAAACAAUAUAGAUUUGAUCAAAUACUGUAUAAGUAGCUAGUAAAGUUGUCUGCCGGAUAAUACAGAAGAUAUAAGCUCAGAUCAUUUUUAUAUAUCUUACAUAGCUAACUGGUUAAAAUAGCUUUUUAAACUAAACAGCAUUUUUUGUAUACUUGAAUCUUUCUAAAGUAAAUGUAGCAUUGAGCCGCUUAGAACAAAUUAGCUAUAAGUUUGUGAGGAAAUAGUUUGUAACAGAUUCUUGCGUAUUAUCUUACAAGUCCUUGAUCCAUACUGGUUGUUGCUUGCAUGUUUAUAAUAACUAGAGUUAGGGUACCGGGUAUAUUGAUUUACAGUGUUCAGAAUAAAUGCUGAUCUUUUAAAUUACUGCAUGCACUACUAAAUAUUUUUUAAUGUCUCUUAAAGUACUGUAAGGCCUUUGAUACGGAUUCCACUAAAGAAUAAAUCAGCACGAUUACUUAUUCAAUUAUUGAUACGAGUGGAAAAUACUAUUUAUAAAUAUUUUAGUUAGGUAACCUGUAUUGUAUGUCUCGAAUGAGUAAAAUAAAAUUCAUCGGAAUUGAUGACCUCCUUUUUGAGGGAUAAAUUAUUUUUCGCCAUUUCAACUGACUUCCCAAAAAAGAGAAGGUUCUCAAUGAGAAUUUUUUUUUCUAUACCGGUACCCUCACUCUAGCUAUAUCCGUCUUCAAGACGUUUUUAAAGUACAAAAUAACUAGUAUCAGUACCAUAACACUUUUGUAAGAUCGUUAACACAUUUUAUCCAUCCAUCUCUGAACUAAAAAUAAGUAGGUAUUAUGAAUUUAUGCUUCGUGUGCCUAGGUAAGGUCGGUUACAAUACAGGUUUAGCUAGUUUUUAAAAGUAGUAUUUAUUCUUUAAAUACAGGCGUGGAGACAUAAUUUUCCACUGUAUAUUGUAGCUGGCUGAUUUUUUUGAGUAGCUAAUAUUACUAUGUACACCUAUACCUAAUUGUAUCUUCUUUGAAAAUAAAAAUACAGUCGUCUCUCGUUAAUUCGAAACUCGAGGGACUCUUAAAAUAUUACGAAUUAUCGAGUUUUUGAAAUAUUAAAUGGUUCGAAAUUUGUGAGAGAAAAUAAAUAAAAUUUCGAAUUAUUAAGUGUUGAUCAAUUAUUUUUUGUUAACUGCUAUUUUAUAACAAUAUCAAAAGUUUAAAGACACAUUUGUGUGCAUAUAUGUACUCAUAAUGUGAAUUAAUGAAUCUUUCGAAACAACUCCGUCAUACUGCUUCAAAACAGAUUGCUGCUACUCAGACUGCUCUCUGAUUCUGACUUACAAUCUUUUCGCCUCUUUCUCUCUGCAACUUUGAAUUCUCGAGUGUUGGACGACUAAGAAUUCGAAUUAAUGCGUCGUUUUGUUAUAAAGCAAUGCUUUUUUCGUUCGAAUUAUCAAGUGCAUAAAAAUGUAUUGAUUUAGUUCGAAAUAUAAAGAGAUUUUGUAGGGAACUCGUGAUAACUUUGAAUUAACGAGAGGUUCGAAAUAUCGCAGGUUUGAAUUAACAAGAGUCGACUGUAUAUGAAAGGUCCACUACUUUGCGAAGCCAGGUCUGUUUAUCAGACAUUGAGUCAUUACAAUACUAAAAUAAAAGAUAAAUAUUACUAAGAAAUAUUCUGUGUCGAAGUUACUGCAUAUUCCUGGCAAUUUAAUUUAAUGCCUUGUACGUCACAUGGGCACUCAAUAGAGAUAAUAUAAUGAUAAUUUAAUGAAUGAAGCUAGAAAUUUUUACUAUAACAAGUAUUUUUUUACAUAACGUUAGUAGCCCUCGGGUAAAGCGACCACAUCUGUAUUUAAAGUAUAAAGCAUAUUUUUACAAUAAUUUUCAGUGCGCACAAAUUGUAUUGAUUAUAUUAAAUACGUCCACCACUUCGUGUCUUUAAAGUUUUUUACCGUUUAUACUAGAACUUACAAACAUCACUUUAGUGCAUAAUUUAUAUUAAAAAAAUAGAGGAAUAAGGAUUAUUUUGUUGUUUAAUUAUUUUUAAUUAAUUAUAAGUUUGAGGAAAUGUAAGCUCUUGUAUGCGUAGAACAUUAUUUUAUUGUGCAUUUUUACAAUAAACAUUGAAGUACCAUUUA